Messenger RNA from Anopheles maculipalpis, 854 nucleotides. RefSeq names its product protein AMN1 homolog. Gene Ontology annotation, biological process: SCF-dependent proteasomal ubiquitin-dependent protein catabolic process. The transcript is spliced from 3 exons. Gene Ontology annotation, cellular component: SCF ubiquitin ligase complex. Gene Ontology annotation, molecular function: protein binding. The coding region runs from base 13 to 771 and encodes 252 amino acids. Lineage: Eukaryota; Metazoa; Arthropoda; Insecta; Diptera; Culicidae. The record is from RefSeq and is a predicted model, not a curated record.
GCAUCAACAACAAUGAGUGUUAAGGCUGGCCCACAGCCAGAGACGCUGUUUCAUACGUGCAUCCGAUUUGUGGCAAAAAAUCUACAACUGUACAAAAACAUCGAAUAUCUGGAGCUGCUGCCAGCACUGGUAAAGAAUGCCAUCUUCCUAAACGUUGUGCGCGUUCACAAAGGCUUCCACGACGAGGAACUUCCCCGGCUGCUGCUUAACUCGUCCCUCACGCGAAUAAACCUAUCCACAUCGACGAUCACGGACGGUAUACUGACGCUGUUGGCCGAAAAGUGUCCUCACCUGCGUAGCCUUACCCUAACCGAGGGCAACUAUCGGUUUACCCGUACCGGCCUGAACGUCAUGAUACAGCGGCUGGGCAAAUUGCAGCAUUUGUACGUGAAAAACUGUCCACUGAUUGACGAUGAGUUCGUACGGCUGGUGGCGGGUAGCUGUCCCCAGCUGGACACGCUCGACCUAGAGUCGUGCAUGAACGUCGGAGAUGAAUCGGCCGACUGUUUGUCGGGAAUGCCGCUGGUACGGCUGAACGUUUCGCACACGAGCAUUACGGACAAAUUUCUAAAGGCGAUCGCGAACGAACGGUGCGGAAAGACGCUAGAAGAUCUGAACGUGGGACACUGUCCGAUUACGAGCGAGGGACUGUCGGCGCUGUCCUGGAACACGAUCAAGUACAUUGGCUUCGAGGGAUGCAGUAUUGAAGAUCUUGAAAUUGUUGGCUUUGGCAAGCAUCUGAAGUACAUCUGCUGGACCAUCUCUAACUGAUACAGCGGUGGCCGCUGGAAUUACUCAUACCCUACCGCUUCGCAAACAACGUGAAAAGGUAGUUAUAUCUGCACAGACAAAUA